Linum tenue is the source of this 981-nucleotide messenger RNA. NCBI's taxonomy places the organism in Eukaryota, Viridiplantae, Streptophyta, Magnoliopsida, Malpighiales, Linaceae. The record is from the annotation of a GenBank genome assembly.
AUGAAACCACCACCCUCGCCGCCGCCACGUCUUCUCCUCCUCCUCCUCCUCCUCCUCCUUACCACAGUAUUCUCCCAACCCGAACCCUCGCCCGACCCGCAUCCCAACCCACACCAUGACCUAAACAACAACAAAGCCCUUGACCCGGUCGGCGACCCGGACGACUUCAGACUCCCCACCAACGAGUGGAAGGGGGAAUGGGAGCUGUUCACGGACAACUCCGGCGUGUCGGCGAUGCACGCGAUCGUGAUCCCCAACGUGAACAAGGUUUUGAUGUACGACGCCACUAUAUGGCGGAUUUCGAGGAUCGAGUUGCCCAAAGGACGGUGCCGGGUUCUGAACGCCACCACCGGCGAGGAGGAUUGCUUUGCUCACUCCGUUUUGAUGGACAUCGACACCGCUCACCUGACUCCCCUCCAGGUACGCUACACCGGCGGGUUCCAAGGCGGCGCCAACACGGUCCGGUACCUCAAAAUCUACAACACCUCCACGUGGCGCGAAUUCCCUAGCGCUUUAUCCUCCCCGCGCUGGUACUCAACCCAGGCCCAGCUUGCCGACGGCCGAAUCAUCGUCAUCGGCGGCCGAUCCACCCCAACCUACGAGUACAUCCCUCCGGAAGGCAAGUCCAACGCCAAGCCCUUCUUCUUCGACUUCCUCCAGCAGACGACGGAUCCAGAAGAGAACAACCUCUACCCUUUUGUCUUCCUCUCCCCCGAUAGCAACGUCUUCGUCUUUGCCAACAACAGCGGGAUGGCGGUGCUGCUCCCGCUGGAGGUGUUGUCGCCGGAGGCCGAUGCUGUCGUGGAGGCUGAGGUGCUUGUUUGCGGUGGUACCGCUCAUAUCGACUCGUACACACUGGGUUUGAAGAAUGUGUUCUACGAGGCGCUUCGGGAUUGUGGCAGGUUGCAGAUUACCAAGCCGAGGCCGAGUUGGCGUCGGGAGCUCAUGCCAAGUGCUAGGGUCAUGGGUGAUAUGCUAUGA